AUGGAGAACGGCUAUUCGUGGUAUAUAGCCGUUAUCUUCACAUUUGGAGAGACCGCCGGAUCAGGAUUGGUGGCACUUCCGAAUGCAAUGCUUUCAUUAGGUCUUGUUGGUGGAAUGAUCACUCUGAUUGUUAUGUGUCUGAUACCGUUUUACACUGCAACGUUACUAGGAAAUAAUUGGAUUAUUAUGAAGACGAGGUGGAGUGAGUAUAGUGAGCACUGCAGGAAUCCGUAUCCAGAGAUGGCGCAGAAAGCAUUGGGAGAUGGAAUGGGGCACUUCACCAGUUUCUGUACCUACCUGACCGUCUUUGGCGGUACUGCAGUAUUCUCCCUGCUAGCUGCCAAGACCCUAUCCGAGGUGCUCAACGGAUUCGGAGUCCCUGAAACCAUGUGCUCAACUCUGAUCGGUGUAGGAAUAAUAUUGUGGCCAUUUGUUAUGUUGAAGAGUCCAAUGCAUUUUUGGCAAGUGUCAAUUGUGGCAACCGUAUCAACUGUCACUGCAGUUGCAUUAAUAUUAUUUGGGUAUGCAUUGGAUCUGAAAGGAUGUCAUGAGCACUCUGCAUUUCCUGAAUUCACUCCUGUUGCCGCUUCCAACAGUCUGGCAACUAUCAUAUUUGCAUACGGUGGUCAUCCAUGUAUCCCAACAAUUGUCCAUGAUAUGAAGACGCCUCAACACUAUUUCAGAUGCUUCUUGUUGAGUUAUAUUGGACUCUUCCUCCUCUACACUCCCGUUUCUCUCCUCGGAUUCUGGAUUUAUGGAGACAGUGUAUCUGAUUCGAUUAUCAGCUCAAUUCAAAAUGAUACCCUCCGUCGUGGAAUAUCCAUUCUGAUUGCCGUUCACGUCUUCUUUUCUGUUCUGAUAAUUGUGAAUCCACUGCUACAAGCAUCUGAGCAUGUAUUCAGGGUAAAACAAGAAUUCGGCAUCGGUCGAUUCAUAAUCCGCACCAUCGUCUUCUGGAUCAUCAUCUUCAGUGCCGCUUCUGUUCCAAAUUUUGGAGUUGUCGUGAAUCUGGUGGGCGGGUCCACUCUUCCACUUCUAGUUCUCAUAUUUCCACCUCUUUUUGCAAUGUGUUUGGAGGUGAAACAGAAAUUGGAAGAAGACGGGGCAAAGGAGGAGUUUGGAUUCAAAGCAAUCCUCAGAUACCACUCCAAGCUCCGCCUCCUAUUGGACGCCUUCAUUUACGUCCUCGGUUUCUACGUGAUGUUCCAUUCCACGUAUCACUCCAUCUCAUCCAUUUUCUUCUCUGAAAAUCCACCGACUCGAUCUUGCUUCACAACGUGGUUCUCCUCUUCUGAAACUCUUCAGAAUCUCACGACGUCUACAUCUCAUUCGACACAUUUUCAGUGUUGUGGUGCUUUUAGAAAUAUCUCAUUGAAUGGUCAAUCGUGUUUUUAG
Molecule: messenger RNA, 1395 nt
Organism: Caenorhabditis remanei
Lineage: Eukaryota; Metazoa; Nematoda; Chromadorea; Rhabditida; Rhabditidae
Exons: 10
Coding region: 1-1395 (464 amino acids)
Biological process (GO): amino acid transmembrane transport; L-alanine transport
Cellular component (GO): vacuolar membrane
Molecular function (GO): L-proline transmembrane transporter activity; L-alanine transmembrane transporter activity
Source: RefSeq, a predicted model, not a curated record